AUGGUGAUGGCAGAAAUCAAAACAAAAAAAGCAGAAAAAGAAUCGACAAAGACAGAGGAUGAGAAAAUUCAGGAAAUAAAAAAAGCUGUCAACGCGAUAGUCAUUAAAAAUGACGCAAAAUCGUCAUCGAAAAAAAUCUCUUCCUUCAACCCGGUCCGAAAAACGAUUCUCAAGAAAACCAUCAAAAUCCAGAGCAAGUAUUCCAUCAACCAAAUCCGCCGCCAACCACCCACUUACUUUGACGCUUCAUCCCUUUCUCUCACGAUAAAACGCCUCAACUCUUCAAAAUAA
Molecule: messenger RNA, 291 nt
Organism: Oikopleura dioica
Lineage: Eukaryota; Metazoa; Chordata; Appendicularia; Copelata; Oikopleuridae
Source: the annotation of a GenBank genome assembly